Messenger RNA from Protopolystoma xenopodis, 258 nucleotides. The record is from the annotation of a GenBank genome assembly. Lineage: Eukaryota; Metazoa; Platyhelminthes; Monogenea; Polystomatidea; Polystomatidae.
AUGACUGAGCAGCUAACCGGCUUCUUGGACUUAGUCACGACUUCACGAACAUCUGGAUCUGAGCACGCCACUGGGCAACUAUCGAGUGGUUCCGCUGACGAUGAAGCUGCCGUCUCUGUCACGGGUUCUGGUGCUUAUGAUAGUUCUAUUGACAGCAACUCAAACCUGAAAUCUAGUAAGCGCGAUAUCACUUCAGAUCUAAGAGAGACAUACUUUGGUGUCGUUGAUCUCCACCUCCUAUGUCCCUCUAAUGUUUGA